CAGGUCCGAGUCUGGUUCCGAGUCUGGGUCGGAGUUUGAGGCUGAGACUGAAUUAGCUUCUGUGGAGCCCGCGGCCCUCCCGCCCGCACCAUGUUUGUGACUGACUUUCGCCGGGAUUUCUAUGACGUGAUUCAGACGGAGCGGGUCCUCCUCUUUGUUGCUUCUGAUGUUGAUGCGUUGUGUGCUUGCAAAAUUCUUCAGGCCUUGUUCCAGUGUGACCACGUCCAGUACACAUUGGUUCCUGUUUCCGGGUGGCAGGAACUUGAAACCUCAUUUCUGGAACACAAAGACCAGGUCCACUAUUUUAUUCUCAUAAACUGCGGGGCCAACAUUGACCUCUUAGAUACGCUCCAGCCUGAAGAGGACACGAUUUUCUUCAUUUGUGACACCCACCGGCCUGUCAACGUCGUGAAUGUUUACAAUGACACUCAGAUAAAGCUGCUCAUCAAGCAAGAUGAUGACCUGGAGGUCCCAGCGUACGACGACAUCUUCAGAGAUGACGAGGAGGAGGAGGAGGGUGAGGGUGAGGACGAUGGAGAGAAUUCAGGCCAUGAGAGUGACGGGUCCGAGCCUUCUGGGAAACGCCCACGGUUUGAAGAGGACGUGAUCGAGCGCACGAUGAAGAGGAGGGAGCGAAGAGAGUGGGAGGCCCGCAGGAAAGAAAUCCUGUUUGACUACGAGCAGUACGAAUACCACGGGACCUCGUCGGCCAUGGUGAUGUUUGACUUGGCGUGGCUGAUGUCCAAGGACCUCAAUGACAUGCUGUGGUGGGCCAUCGUGGGGCUGACUGACCAGUGGAUACAAGACAAGAUCACCCAGAUGAAGUACGUGACGGAUAUCGGGAUUCUGCAGCGUCACGUGUCCCGACACAAUCACCGCAAUGAGGAUGACGAGAACUCCCUGUCCAUCGACUGCAUGCGGAUAGCCUUCGAAUACGACCUGCGCCUGGCCCUCUACCAGCACUGGUCCCUCUACGAGAGCCUUUACAACACAUGCUACACAUCGGCCAGGCUCAGGCUGUGGUCCGUGCAGGGCCAGAAACGGCUCCAGGAGUUUCUGGCAGACAUGGGGCUCCCGCUCAAGCAGGUGAAGCAGAAGUUCCAGGCCAUGGAUGUCUCCUUGAAAGAGAACCUGCGGGACCUCCUUGAGGAGUCUGCGAACAAGUUUGGGAUGAAGGACCUGCGGGUGCAGACAUUCAGCAUCCACUUUGGGUUCAAGAAUAAGUUCCUGGCCAGCGACGUCGUCUUCGCCACGACGUCGCUGCUGGAGAGCAUCGAGAAGGACGCCUCGGGGACGGACAACUUCAUUAAGGCGCUGGACAGUCUGUCCAGAAGUAACCUGGAGCAGCUCUACCAAGGCCUGGAGCUGGCCAAGAAGCAGCUGCGCGCCAUCCACCAGACCGUGGCCAGCUGCAUCUGCACCAACCUUGUCAUCUCGCAGGGGCCCUUCCUCUACUGCUGCCUCAUGGAGGGCACGCCGGAUGUCAAGCUGUUCUCCAAGCCAGCCUCACUGGGCCUGCUCAGCAAGUACCUGUUGCAGUCCUUUGUUUGCUCUACCAAGAACAAGCGCUGUAAGCUGCUGCCCUUGGUGAUGGCAGCCCCGAUGAGUGUGGAGCAUGGCACCAUGAUCAUGGCAGGAAUCCCCCCGGAGACGGAGAGCUCCGACAAGAAGAACUUUUUUGGGAGAGCGUUCGAGAAGGCGGCCGAGAGCACCAGCUCCAGAACUCUACACAACCAUUUUGACAUGUCUGUCAUCGAGCUCAAGGUGGAGGACCGGGGCAAGUUCCUGGACGCGCUGAUCUCUCUGCUCUCCUGAGGCUUUUGGAUUCUGCGUGGGAGUUUCCACACGGGGAUCGAUUGUAAAUACUGGCUCCACGUCGGGGUGCUCUUACAGACUGCGUGUAAAUUAUUUGUGAGAUUUUAGCUCUGGGGAGAGGCUGCCGGAGCCUUUCCGAGCAAUAAAGCGCCCUCUUUCAGCUCC
Monodelphis domestica (gray short-tailed opossum) is the source of this 1980-nucleotide messenger RNA. RefSeq names its product cell division cycle 45 (gene CDC45). Gene Ontology annotation, cellular component: DNA replication preinitiation complex. Gene Ontology annotation, molecular function: chromatin binding; DNA replication origin binding; single-stranded DNA binding. The record is from RefSeq and is a predicted model, not a curated record. Lineage: Eukaryota; Metazoa; Chordata; Mammalia; Didelphimorphia; Didelphidae. Gene Ontology annotation, biological process: double-strand break repair via break-induced replication; DNA replication initiation; mitotic DNA replication preinitiation complex assembly.